This is a messenger RNA of Mytilus californianus (California mussel), 847 nucleotides long. RefSeq lists its product as uncharacterized. The transcript is spliced from 5 exons. The record is from RefSeq and is a predicted model, not a curated record. Bases 65 to 847 code for a protein of 260 amino acids. NCBI's taxonomy places the organism in Eukaryota, Metazoa, Mollusca, Bivalvia, Mytilida, Mytilidae.
AACUACGCCGGUCUUUUCCGAAGAUUUUGGUAUUUUUGGAUUCUCGCAAAUUUAUCGUACGUCAAUGAAAAUAGAAUGGGAUAUAGAAGAUACAGAAUCAUUCAUACAGAGACAAUACGUCUCUAUAAAGUCUCACAUUGGUGGAGAGUUCAUGCUGUCAUCACAUUCAAUAAAUGGUAUAGCAAGAUCGUAUGUGUUUACUGGAUUAGAUCUCCAUGAUGGAGUAACUUAUUACGUUUCAGUUAUUUCCUGUAAUGGUGCAGACAUUUGCACUGACGCUACCUCACUAGGAAUGUUCGUUGACAGUACACCGCCGUCAAGAGGUAUGUUUGCAAUAACGACCGAUCAUGCAUCAGACCCUGACUUGGCACGACAUUCAGCAGGUUGGAUGACUUGGACAUCACAUGCAGUGUAUCUUGCCUGGCUUGGAUUUAGUGAUGUACAUUCAGGAAUUGACCAUUACAUGGUUACCGUUGGCUCAUCCUACAUGGGAAAAGAUCUAUCUAAGGACGUAACUACAAUACAUACUCAUACUGAUACUAACACUGACCAUGGUGAUGAAGGAAAAGUUCAACUGUUCACUGUAGAGACCAGCAGUAUUUCAAACCUUGAUACGCUAUUCAUAACAGUUUGGGCUGUUAACAAGGUUGGUUUAAGGAGUCAUUUGGUACAUUCAGCUUUCACAAUUAGUCCUGGUGGUUCACUUGAUUUAAUUCGAAGAUGUGAUGCACUUUCAUGUGAAGGUCACUGCAUAUGUGCUCCACAGGAUCAACAAUGUCCUUACUCUGCUUCACUUGGAAGUUGCAAUGAUAUAACAUCAAGUAAGUUAUCCUCAAAUCAAUGUUAA